This is a messenger RNA of Trichoderma gamsii, 726 nucleotides long. RefSeq lists its product as hypothetical. The transcript has a single exon. NCBI's taxonomy places the organism in Eukaryota, Fungi, Ascomycota, Sordariomycetes, Hypocreales, Hypocreaceae. The record is from RefSeq and is a predicted model, not a curated record. The coding region runs from base 1 to 726 and encodes 241 amino acids.
AUGCCGUCUAUUGAUUCAAAGUUUCAAUCUCCAUGCCUGGACCAGGGCGAGUCCAUCUUCUUCACUCGCCUCCCGGGCGAAAUUCGCGACUACAUUUACCAUCUGUACGCCUCUGUUGAUGCCAUUUCAGAUGGCGUGUCGACGAGUCAGCCCGAGCAGCUCUUUCUAAACGAUGAGAAGCCGUAUGAUGGCGAUAGUGAAAGCUUGGCACUGAGAUGCUGCUGCCAAAGGGUCUUUUAUGAGAUGCGCCGGGCGAUGGUGCGUGAGGUAGCCCUGGCUUUCUAUUCACAGUGGAACUUUCGACUUCAGCUCGCAGUCCAUGGGCGUCUCGACUGGGCUCGCACCCAAAAGCUUCGCAUUCAACUGCGCAACGAAGAUAAAUUCAAUCUCAUCGGUGCCGGGUUCACCAACAAGGCCCUGUUGCGGACAAAAGCCUUGCAGGUUCUAUAUAUCGAUUGCUCCGAAUUCAAUCGCCCCUCUAACCGAGCGAUUGGACCGAACAUUGUCAUUUCUAGUCCAGAUCCUGAGGUGGAGGCGAAUGAUGAGGCAGAAUUUGAAGAGUUUGAGCAACGGCAUUUCAUGGAGGCCAUGCUUGCUGAUUGCGGCACUCAACUGGAAACGUUGGAGACAGUGGUGCUUGACGGCAAAGGCCGUUAUCCCGCGUUUUGGCCGGAGCAAGUCCGGCAAUAUGUCAAGGAUGAAGUCCAAGUAAUUGAGCUUCAAUAG